CAGCUUGACAGGGCCCCUUGUUCCAGGAGCCCAGCGGACCAGAAUGGUCCUGGGGGGUGGUGGAAGCAACGCCAGGCACCGCAGGUUCAGUUCCCUGGGCAGGCUCUCCAGACACAGUCCUCCUGACCCUUGCCUUGGGCAUCGUUGAAGAGGGCAAGGGGGACCAGGAGAAUCCCACCGGCGUUCUUUCCUUGCCAAUGUGGUGAAACCCAGGAAGCCAAAGGAGGAAGAGCAGUUACCACAACAGAGAGAGAGAGAAAGAGAAACUGAUGCCGCAAGAGGUGGGGGGAUGUGGCAGCCUUGGGCGGGCCGGAAUCUUGUCCACGUCCCCCACGCCUUCGUUGACGGCCAUGAAGGGCUAUGCAGAAAUUAUCCUUUACCCGGAAACCCAGGAACAAAGCAAGGAAAACGCCAGCCCAUUGACGCCACCAUCUUCACCCCAGUUCCUGCUGACCGAAUUCUCCAAUCCUGUCUUUGAGGAGGAUGGGGAGGCACCGGCCCAGAAGGAUCCGGAAGCCGAGAAUCCAAAUAGCAUGAAAGUCACCGCCAACGGUUUCGCUCAACAGGUGCGGGAUGUGGCAAGCCGGAAGUUCAAACCAGACUGCAAAUUCUCCUGGUUCUGCGUGGCCAUCCUCAGCACCAUCCUGCUGCUUCUUCUAGCAUUACUGGUGGGCAUCAUCAUUGUCUGUCGUAACCGGAAGUUCAAACCAGACUGCAAAUUCUCCUGGUUCUGCGUGGCCAUCCUCAGCACCAUCCUGCUGCUGCUUCUAGCAUUACUGGUGGGCAUCAUCAUUGUCUCUCAGCAGAAAUCUGUCCGUCCCAUGAAGCCAUCCCCUGAGGCGUCCUAUGCCCACACCACCCCCAACGCCACUCCGUCUCCUUUUCCCGGCACUUCGCCAAGCCCGGCGUCCACAACCACACCGACCCACGAAAACCUGCACGGAAGCACAACGCCAGGACCUCUCUGUGGGGGGAUCCUUCACGGCCCCGAAGGCUCCUUCAGCUCCCCAAACUACCCCGAGCCCUACCCUCCCGACGUCCUCUGCAAAUGGCAGAUCCAGGUGACACCAGGGAUGGUGAUCCAGCUGAAGGUGGAAGUGCUGGAAGUGGAGAAUUCGGCCUCGUGUCUCUACGACCGGCUGGAGAUAUACAAAGAACAAGACGGUGCCUCUUUGUGGGACGGGAGCACCUGGUACUGUGGCACCGUGGCCCCCGCCACCAUCAACACCAACUCCAGCCGGCUGCAGGUCGUUUUUGUCUCGGACAGUAACAUUGCACCGUCGGGCUUCACGGCUCGCUAUCGGGCCAUUGCGCCCAACGAAAAGAACUGUUCCUGGAAUGAGUUCCUCUGUGACCACGGGCUGUGUCUCCUUCCCGAAUACGUGUGUGACGGUUAUAACAACUGCCAGGACAAAAAGGAUGAAGCGAACUGCAGCACAAAGCCCAAAGGUUGUGGGGGGGUCCUGAGCAGCUUGGAGGGAGAGUUCUCCUCCCCCAAUUACCCUCAGCCAUACCCACAUCUUCAGCUGUGCCUCUGGCACAUCACGGUGCCCGUCGGUCACAUCAUCGAUUUACACUUCCGAAACUUCAGCCUGGAGUCGGAAGAAGAAUGCAACUACGACUUUGUGGAGGUGUAUGACAGCGCUGGGAUGGGGACAACGAGCAUGAUGGGAAGGUUCUGCAGUUCCAGGGUGCCCCCUGUGUUGACUUCCUCGCAGCAUGUCAUGACGGUCCUCUUCGUGGCGGACGAGGGAAUAGCAGACGAUGGGUUCUUUGCUACCUAUCGGGCCUACAAUGCCACGGAAAAAACAUGUGGCCCUUCGGAGUUUGCCUGCCAAAACGGGGAGUGCCAGCCACAGAAUUUGGUGUGCGACGGCUGGCACGACUGCCCGGACGGGAGCGACGAAAUGAACUGCACCAGCAUCUCCUACCCAUCUUUCCAACCCUCUUGCGAGCCCAUUGAGGUGGAGAUGUGUUUGGGGCUCAGCUACAACACCACCUCCUUUCCCAACAUCUGGCUGACAAUCCCAGAUCAGCAAGGAGCGGAAGAGAUACUCCAAGACUAUCUGAUGCUGAAGGACCUCUCGUGCUACCCUGACCUCCGCCGGCUCAUCUGCAGCCUCUUUGUCCCCAAAUGCACGCCGGACGGGGGCGUCCUCCAGCCCUGCCGCUCCAUCUGCCUGGGGGCCGAGCAGCGGUGCCAGCGGUCACUCACCCUCCUGGGCGUCCCCUGGCCUCUGAACUGUAACGUCUUGCCCGACUCCACCAACCCUUUGGAGUGCUCCAUGCCCUGAGAGGGGGGGUGCUGUUCCUUGGAGGGGCCACACCGGAGCAGCCCGAAAACCCUUCUCCUCUCUCAGCUUGGAUGGAGACCUUCUCUGCAGGCACCCCGUUCCCAAACCGGAGGAUUAUGGAGCCUCCUCAUGCUCCAAGCCAGACACAAUAAUCUGUGGCUUCUCAGCAUGUCUUUCAAGCAAGGGUGAGGAACUAGAAGCCCUGAGGCUCAAUCCGGCCCUCCUGGAGUCCCGGCUUGGCCCUCUCUGGUUGCCCAGGCAACCACAUCCUUCUUUAUGACACCACCAUGGAAGCAGAGAGGGAUCUCCAGCUUUUAAAUGGAUUUCUCCCCAUUUUAAAAAGUUGGAGCCUCCAUUUAAGACUCAGCCACUGACAAGAAGAGAUUUAAACUUAAAAAAAAA
Molecule: messenger RNA, 2696 nt
Organism: Pogona vitticeps (central bearded dragon)
Lineage: Eukaryota; Metazoa; Chordata; Lepidosauria; Squamata; Agamidae
Source: RefSeq, a predicted model, not a curated record